GGAGCAACAGGGCUCCUCGCGCAAUGAGCCGCAAAAGGGAUAGCGUACGACAGCAUAAUCUGCAAGCCACACUUUGUCAGAUAUCUCGCGCGAUUGCUGAAUGUCAGCAUCGGCAUCCCGUAACACGAAAGAGUACGAGGUGGCUGAAAGUGCCAGAGCAUUUUAGUGUCACACUCCCGUAUAUGGAACUUGUAGCUACGCCAUGGUUAAUAUCGGAGGUCGAUCGAAAGGGUGCACAACUUGUCGAAAAAGGCGUGUCAAAUGCGAUGAAACACGACCUGUUUGCAUACGUUGCCAAAGAUGGAGCCUCCCGUGCGAUGGCCCAAAGUCCAUCACCUUCAUACACCACGGCCUUCAAAAGUGCAGAGAAACUGGCCAACCGUCCAUCAUACCCAGAGAUUCUGACACCACUGAAUAUACACAUGAGUCCAAGACACAGACAUUGAUACCCACCAUGCUAAGUAUCGGUGGCCCUGGAGUUUAUAUAUGCUAUACUCUAAAGCAUAUGAUGCGUGAUGGUCUGAUCUUCUCAGCGAUACAAGAUCUCAGAUAUGAUGACCUCAUUUCUUACGAAAACGCGGUGUCUCCUCGGCGAGUCUCUAAUCAAGCAAUCAUGAGCUUUGCAACUAUUCUUUUUGGAACCCAGCAUCAACGGGCUGAUAUCACAGGACAGGGUUUUGCCAUGCAUGGGAUAGCUCUCAAGAAUCUCAAUCAAGCAUUGUCGAAUGCUUCAUCUAGCGCAUACGACGAGAUUAUACUUGCUGUUGCCGCCUUGGCUAUCUCCGAAUGCUUGGUUCCUACUGGCCCUGAAAACUAUUUGACACAUAUGAUGGGCCUUGAGCUUUUGAUUGAGCUUCGUGGUCCCCAAAUAUUCUCACUCCGCAACUCCGGGUUUCGCAAGGGCGUAAGGUUCAUGGUUCUCUUUGCAUCGUUACAACUGAAGCGAGAAUCAAUAUUUGCACGUGUGGAGUGGAAAAACGCGAUGAGCCACGGCAUGAAAUUCGAAGAGCUGCAGGAACAAGACCUCUUCGACACGCUGGCAUGUUGCACCACACUGAUUGCGAAGUGCGACGAGAUCAAGAAGGCCAAUAAUAUCGGUGGAACACAGUUCACACUCGAUCGGGAAAAUAUUUAUACACAGGCGCGAUGCUUACAAGCCCAACUGUAUGCAUGGCGCAAGCGGUGGGAUAAAUGUGCAGAAACACGUGCUUCUGAAGUCUGUACUCAGAAAUACCCAACAAGGUCCUCUCAGGGAGAAAAUACGGAAUUGCACUCAGCGUUCAACCCCCAGACCGAUAAUCCGAUUGUCAUGAUCAUAUUGUACAAUUUGACACUCAUUCUCGUUCUGCAGAUCCUGAUUUCACUUGCUCCCGAGUCUAAACUCAACCCAAACACAUGCAGGCAUCUGAGAACUCUAGAUCACACCUGUGAGCUGGUUGAAGAGAAGGACUCCAGCGAGGAACGAACGACAGCUUUGAUCCUCUGCCAAAACAUCCAGCAUUACUUGGAUGAAAACAAGCGUUUGGAUGCAAGCGCUCCACCAAUUGUUCAUUGGGCGCUUCUCACUGCGUGGAAGAGGCUUCGGUACGAUGUUUCCGAUGAAGGACAGUGGAUGAGAGAACUACUAAGCACCAAAGGGCGACAGGUAGUGGCCAGAGGAUUAUGGGCAACCUACAAAUGGCUGUGUCAAAUAGCCGAGUAGCCGAGUGAUGACAGGUUUAUUAAUAUGAUCAUCGUGACGAUGAAAACAUGAUAUUAUUUAUGUUUUAAUAAUGAAAUAUUAAGCUUGAUAGUAAUAUCUAGCGUAAAGGCGGGG
Messenger RNA from Truncatella angustata, 1816 nucleotides. RefSeq lists its product as uncharacterized. Lineage: Eukaryota; Fungi; Ascomycota; Sordariomycetes; Amphisphaeriales; Sporocadaceae. Bases 203 to 1702 code for a protein of 499 amino acids. Gene Ontology annotation, biological process: regulation of DNA-templated transcription. Gene Ontology annotation, molecular function: DNA-binding transcription factor activity, RNA polymerase II-specific; zinc ion binding. The record is from RefSeq and is a predicted model, not a curated record. The transcript is spliced from 2 exons.